AUGUCAGAGUACUGGAAAUCAACACCAAAAUACUGGUGUAAAUUCUGCGCCGUCUACGUAAAAGACACCAAAUUCGAGCGCGCACAACACGAAGCCACAGGCCGCCACCAAGGCUCCAUCCAGCGCUCCCUCCGCGGCCUGCACCGCGAGCAAGAAGCCGAGCAGCGCACCAAAGCGCGCGCACAGGCCGAAGUCGCGCGUCUCAACGGCCUCGUCCCCACCGCAUCGCCAUCCGUCGCGACCGGCACUGGCGGACCACCCCCGACGUUCGAGAAGCGGGUUGAGAAAAAAGCGACAGUCGAGGACCGCAAACGGCAAUGGGAUCAGCUGGCUGCUAUGGGCGUGGCGCUGCCCGAGGAGGCGCGUACCGAUAUGGGCAUGGCGGGUGACUGGAAGGUGGUUAAGCAGGAGGUUGUUGGGGUUGUGAGUGGUGAUGGCGAGUUUAAGGCUAUGGCGCUGAAUAAGGGGGUGCAUAAGCGGAUGCCGGAUGAGGAUGAGGAGGAGGCUAGGGAGAGGGAGAUGAUUACUAAGAAGAAGGGGUGGGGGCAUACGUAUAAGACUUUUCCGGGGAGUAAGGGGGAGGUGGAUGUGGAUAGCUUGUUUGGUGCGGUGGGGAGGGAUGCGGGGGUUAAAGUGGAGCGUGAGGGGACGGUUGAGGAGAGUGUUAAAGAGGAGGUUAAGGAGGAGGGGGAGACGACGAAAUUGAGCGAUAUUCCUACGGUGGAGGAGAGCAGAGCGGGCGUUGCGGAGGUGGGCCGAAAUAAAUCGACGGACGGGGAAGCAGCGCCUGCGGUGACUUUCAAGAAGAGGAAGAAGAAGGCUUGA
Dothidotthia symphoricarpi CBS 119687 is the source of this 825-nucleotide messenger RNA. Its product is annotated as U1 zinc finger domain-containing protein. Gene Ontology annotation, molecular function: RNA binding; zinc ion binding. NCBI's taxonomy places the organism in Eukaryota, Fungi, Ascomycota, Dothideomycetes, Pleosporales, Dothidotthiaceae. Gene Ontology annotation, biological process: mRNA splicing, via spliceosome. The coding region runs from base 1 to 825 and encodes 274 amino acids. The record is from RefSeq and is a predicted model, not a curated record. Gene Ontology annotation, cellular component: precatalytic spliceosome. The transcript has 2 exons.